This is a messenger RNA of Zonotrichia leucophrys gambelii, 2077 nucleotides long. RefSeq names its product transmembrane protein 179 (gene TMEM179). The coding region runs from base 393 to 1091 and encodes 232 amino acids. Lineage: Eukaryota; Metazoa; Chordata; Aves; Passeriformes; Passerellidae. The record is from RefSeq and is a predicted model, not a curated record. The transcript is spliced from 4 exons.
ACCAUUCACAGGGGCAGCUCGGGCUGCGGGCGAGGGAGCAGCCGUGUCCGGAGGAGGCAUCGGACCGCACCGCAAUCCAUUGCAUUGCACUGCGCAUCCUCCCUCCCUCCUUCCCUCCCCACCGCCUACUGCUGCAGCCUGCCUUCCUCCUUCCAUCCCUCCAUCCUCUCCGCUUCCCACCUCACAUCCCUCCCUCCUGCAUCCCUCCUCCAGCAUCCCUCUCUCCACUCCUCCCUCUUGCAUCCCUCCCUCCUACAUCGCUCCCUCGUGUAUCCCUCCUCCGGCAUCCCUCCCUCCUGCAUCCCUCUUUCCACCCCUCCCUCCUGCAUCCCUCCUCCUCCAUCCCUCUCUCCACCCUUCCCUCCUCCCUCUGCCUGCGCAGAGCCGCGGACAUGGCGCUCAGCAAUUUCCUCUUCGCUCAGUGCAUCUGCUAUUUCCUGGCCUUCCUCUUCAGCUUCAUCGUGGUGGUGCCACUCUCCGAGAAUGGCAACGACUUCCACGGCCGCUGCCUGCUCUUCACCGAGGGCAUGUGGCUCAACGCCAACCUGACGGUGGAGCGGCAGCGCUUCACGGUGCAGGAGUGGGGGCCCGAGGCCGCCUGCCGCUUCAGCAUCUUCACCGGGCUCCUGUCCCUGCUGCUGGCCACAGUGCAGGCCUGGAGGACCCUCUUCUUCCUCUGCAAAGGGCACGAGGACUCUUUCUUUUACGCCUUCCUGAAUCUGCUGAUCAGCGCCUUUGUGGUGUUCAUCACAUUUAUUGCCAGCACUAUAGUGAGUGUAGGAUUUAACAUGUGGUGUGAUGCAAUUACUGAAAAAGGAAGCAUGCCAAAUAGCUGUGAAGAGUUGCAGGAUAUAGAUCUUGAGCUGAACUUGGAAAACUCUGCUUUCUAUGACCAAUUUGCUAUUGCACAGUUUGGUCUCUGGGCUGCCUGGCUGACCUGGCUGGCAAUUACCAUCCUGGCUUUCCUGAAGGUUUAUCACAACUACAGGCAGGAGGAUCUGCUAGACAGCCUGAUCCAUGAGAAGGAGCUGCUGCUAGGAAGAUCCCCUUCACGAUCCUCUUUGCAAGAUGACAAAAGUGGCAUGAUCUAAAGUGUAAGCAAAUUUCCAGGGCAGGAUCUAGAUUUUAUUAUUCAGUAAUGUGAGCUGAAGCUGAGUCAGGGUAUUGAGUGUGUGAGAUCUUUUCUUUUCCUGAAAUGAAACGUAAUUGUGAAUUACUCACUUCCCCCAUGAGAAAUUGUUGGCAGAAAUACUGAUAUUAAGAUAAAGAGAAUGAACUGCCCUAUGUGCCUGUGGCACAGCAAACUUUCUGUCCUGUGCAGGCAAAAUUUGUAACCUGCCCUUGUCAGCAGAGCUCCCACGUGCCAUUGCUGUCUUUUGGGACAAGGGACAUUUCUGAGGACUGAGCUGGCAAGACCAGGCUACAGCAUCCAGGCUAUUUCUUCAAACCAUUCUUCAACAAUAGAUGUAACUGGAGCUGAAUUCAGUGCCUCCCCUCUCCCUCUCCUCCCUUUUGCCAGUGGAGCUGCCCCUUGUGGUGUUUUUAUCCUGGGAAACUGCAGCUCUGGUUGGGAUGCUCUCACUGUCUCUGCUUUUGCUGUGUGUGGAUGCAGUGCUGACAAACAUGUUGCUCCUGCUCUGAUUUUAUUUCAAACAUAGAGACCUGUGUUCCAGACUUGAUAUUUAAUAUUGGACAGUGUUAAUGAAUUCCAUGAAACCCGUUUAUUAUUAUAGCACCUGUCAAAAACUGUGUAUAAUAUAUGGAAGGAUGAAGGAGAACAUUUUUUUCUGGUUGUGGCUUUGUUUCUUCUUAGAUUUUGGCAUGAGCAGCAUUUAUUAUGACUCCUGAAGUGAACUGUAGCUAGAAAUUGCUGAAGCUUGCAUACUAAGAAAUUAAGCUGAAUAGAUAGUAAUAAUGCUUGUGCAUUUAUAAAUGUAACUUGGUCCCUAACAUUGUAUACUAUUCUGUUUUGAAUAUUAGAAUUUAUUUGUGAUAUUUAUUUCAUAUAGGAUGUGCAAAAUUACUGUAAUCAUUUGCAUUGUAGGUUUCUAUAUAUAAACAUAGCAAGGAGUUCAAA